AAUGGGGAAGCUAAAAAUUGCCAUAGCAAUUGCCUUGGCUCUCAGCACUCUUGGUUCUGCUCUGCCAACAACCUCCGAUGAAAAUCUCAGACCUGAAGCACGUGAUACCAGUGGAUCUCAAGAAGAUGAAUUCGUCCCCUCUGGCUAUGUUCUACCGAAUCAAAUAUUUAACGAUGGCAAACCAUUUUAUGUUGGCAAAGAUCCUAUUUCUGGACAAUUAGAUUUUAGUUCAAAAAAAGCUGGUUUUGAAACAUCAGCUAACGAAGUAUUCGAUCCAAAGGAAAAAAUUGUUAUUGGUGGAUCUUCACCAAAUUUCCAUGACUUUCUUAAUCUUCCUGUAAAGUACUCAUCUUCAAAAUUCGUCUAUCCCUUGGUUUCGAGUUCAUAUGCGAAUUUGAAAUAUCAAGGAAAUAACAAGAACUAUAACUCCAAGAAAGGUCAAACCGUUUUGCCAACAUCUAUUAGCCCUUCUUCAUCAUCACCACAUUACUAUAAUCUUCAACGAAAUGUUACAAAGUUACAACCAGCUACUGAUUCAGUUGUAUAUGCAACAACUUCAAGGACUACAACUACAGCUUCGACAACUACAACAACACCACCACCAAGGACUUAUACCACAAGGAAACCAAUUUCAUCAACAACUCCAUUUACCCCUGCAACAACUACAACAACAAGAAAGAAGUUUGUACCAACAAAGAAAUACAGCCAAACUACAUUAGCUAUUUCCACAUCUUCUGAAGAGACGAGAAAACCAACUAAGCAAGAGACAAAACCUCCACAAAAGUCCACUACACCAAUUACAACAACCACCAAGAAAAUAACCACAACUGCUAUUCCAAAAACAACAAAGACUACUCCUAGUACGACUUCAACUCGUAAAACAACUCCACAAGCUUCGAUCUUCCCAACAGAUCCUACAACAACUACAACUCUCAGGAAUCCUGUUGUCUUUUCUGAUAGCCCACCUUCUUUCAGUCCAAUUCCAUCAUCAGCAACUAAGAAACCGAUACAACUGGAUGCCAGCGAUGUUUAUCAUAGCGUUGGUCAAAAGAAUGAACCCAACUUGUCACUAGCUGAUCUUUUUAAUAGCCUUGCUGAAGAAGAAGAAGCUAACUCACUUUCUGAAAAUCAAGGUCUUGACGCUCAGGGUAACCUUAUGAGACCGAUUUCGCCAUCAAAACCUUCACCAUUCUCUAUGCACCAAGCAACAACUAUAGGCCCCAGUAGCACUAGACAGCCAAGCCCUAUUAACCAAUCCAGACAGCCACCUUCUUCAGUUCAAGCUACUCUAUCAAUUCAUCCAUCGAAGCAAACCCAUCAGAACAAAUUGAACUCAGAAAACCACGACCAAUCACAAUCUGGAGGUAACUUCAAUGGAGAAUAUGUUCAAUACCAAGUUCAACAACCGAAUGUGAUGCAAUAUCAUCCCACAUCGAAUAUCAAUAAUGUUGUCAUCUCACCUGGUCAGCAAUCAGCUACUUUUGUCCUAGGAAGUCAACAAACAGUUGGAAGCAAUUCUUUCAUGGGAAGUGUUGAAAAGGAACCACUUUUCUCCAAGGAACCCCCUGUUCAAUAUGGAACAGUGAUUAAUGAAGAUAUCAAUGCGGCUUAUCCACCACAGGAAAACACAAACAAGAACACUAUUAGUUUCCAACAGAUUGGUAACCAAGAGCAGACUCAAGAACUUUUAGUUUCAAGUAAUAUUAGAUUUCCAGCUAACGAGGGUCAAGCUGAUAGUUCAGCCGAUGGAAGUUCAGUAAAUGGACACGCUCAGCCCCUGACCAUGCACCUUCAGAUGCAACAAGCUGGAAAUCAAGUAGUCUUCCCGAAUCCAGAAACAGUUACUCCCAACACUCAGGCAAAUGAAAUUCAAUACAAUACUGAGAAUCAAGGAGAUGUCCUCAUCCAGCAACAUGAAGUUCUGAAUCUAAAUCAACAACGUCAACCUCAGAACCCAAAUCAAGGUCAAGGUGAACAUCAUCUUCAACAACAUGGGCCUCAGGAGAGACCUCAGCAGGUGCCAACCUUCCAAAACUAUCCCCAGCAAAAUGAGGGUCAUAGACCUGCUCAACACAUGGAACCACCACACUUCCAUUCACGUCCACCACCAGAGUAUCAUGAGCAGCCUAGCAGAAGUCCCAUUCAAAAUAGACAACCAUUCCCACCAGGACCACUUGGACCAAAUGGACCAAACGGUCCCAGCCACGGUCCUCCAGGACCACAAUCACCCGCUUACAUGUACAACGAAUUCACGCGCAAGCCCAUCUCCGGCAUGAAUCGCCCUAACCCUGACAGACCCCUGCCUAAUAUUCUUCCACAAUUCCGUCCAAAUGCUAAGCUUUCUCAAGGCCACCCAACUAACUUCAAUCAAGAGCCCGGAAAUAUUCGCAUCCAACAACAUCCACAAUUUCAGAAGCGACCGGGUUCCCCACAAUUCGCUCAUCGUCGUCAACCUGUGGCCGGACGUUAUCCAGUAACUCGAGUUCCAGAAUAUCCUGGAGGCCCUCCACCACCACCACCUCAAGAAGCAAAUCGUCGCAUCUAUCGAGUUUCACCAUAUCCCCCACAGUUUGUGGAUCGUAAUUUCCUCCGUCGUCCACAACAGCUUCCACAGCUCCAGAGACCACUCGAUUAUGGAUAUGAACGUCAUGCAGUGUACAAGACAAUUCCAGAUCCAUAUCAACCUAGACCAGAACCACCAAGUGGUCCAGCUACUGAGAGAUUAGCAGCUUUUGAAGAAGAAGAUCUGGUUAUCAAUGACCCACCUCAGCCAGUGAUGAAGAUGGAUGAAAAGGAAGAAAUCAAGCUGGAACCAGUGGUAACUUUGCAAAUGCUUAAAUCCCAACAGAAAUCCUCAGAAGAUUCCGGUGAGAUUAAGGUAUCGGGAGAAUCACAAAGUUCAUAUGAAAAAACAAGUCCCACUCAAGGUCUCUAUGUUGUUUACCCAGUUAAGCCUUCCCUAAACGGGCCUGAGCAUGAUAUCAAUGAGUCAGCUGAAACAAAGGAACCCGUUCCAAUGGUUGCUCAGUUGGAAUCCGGAGCUGCAACAGGAUCUGGAAAUGAUUAUCAAAAUACACCCUUCUCUGUUAUUCGUGAUCAGCCACAAGAACCCAUUCUAGUUGUCAAAAACAAAGUGCAUACUCUUCAGCAGAAACAGGCCAAAGAUAAAUUCCCAUAUCCCCUUGAAAAGCCAGAUCUGUCUUACUCAGGAUUCGGUCCAAAAUACCACAACGAAAUCGAUAGGCUUGAUCGGGAUCCUGGAGUGGUGAUUGCACCAAGAAUCGUGCAUGGAGCUUAUCCACAGAGUGUUGUUACUGAGACACCAAUCGCUAUUGCCUACACACCAACGGAACCCAACCAUUACCAUGGAAUCCAUCCAUACAUGCAGGACCGAUUCUCAAGUGUCAAUCUGGCAACUCCUGUGAUUCGAGAAAUUCGUGACCAACAAACUGAAGAUACUCUCAAUCAAGAUUUAGAUACGAGAGGACAAAACUUUGAAAAGGACUUUAUGGCGCCGUUUUAUCCAAGCAUGAGUCUGGAUACGGCGACCAGCUCUCCGAUUGCAUCGAAUGGGUGGAAUAUCUAUCAUGGUACAACUGAGCGACCUGCAGCUGCACUUUAUGAGAAGAACAACAUCAACCGUGCGGAUGUAUCGUCAGCUGGAUCUUCAGAUGAAGAGGAAGCAACAACGAAAUCUUUUGAGCUGGAUAGUUUCCAGCCGGAAUUGCAAGGAGGAUUCAAGCCUAUCUACCCACCGGGUUACAAACAUGAUGACGAAGAACCUGAACAUGAUGUUAAGCCAAUGAAUGAACGCCCAAUGGCCUUGGCUUUGACUCGAGUGGAACCUAGAACAGCAAGCUCGACCACAUCAACGCCUGCUCCAGCACCAACUAGUUCAACCACAAUUACCACAACUACCACCACCACCACAACAACACCGCGACCAACGAUUGUUACAACAACGAAAGCAGCAAAAACCCAUCAAAGUCCAACACCUCAAGCCCUGAUAGGAACAACUUCUGCUGCUCCUGAAGUAACUUCCACUUCUUCUUCUCCUUCUCCUUCUACAACUACUCCUGCUCCAACAUCACCGAAACCCACACAACGAAAAAAGACACCAUUCGAAACGAGUCUAGAAGCUUUGCUCUUUGGAGACGAUGAAGAUUUUGAGGAUGAGCCAAUUCCAAGUCAAGAUGAAGCCAAGAGCAGUUAAACCUUAAAAAAUAGCUAAUAGUGCGCUUGCGUGUGUGUG
This is a messenger RNA of Episyrphus balteatus (marmalade hoverfly), 4252 nucleotides long. RefSeq names its product inactive histone-lysine N-methyltransferase 2E. NCBI's taxonomy places the organism in Eukaryota, Metazoa, Arthropoda, Insecta, Diptera, Syrphidae. The transcript has a single exon. The record is from RefSeq and is a predicted model, not a curated record. The coding region runs from base 2 to 4213 and encodes 1403 amino acids.